Molecule: messenger RNA, 2963 nt
Organism: Vombatus ursinus (common wombat)
Lineage: Eukaryota; Metazoa; Chordata; Mammalia; Diprotodontia; Vombatidae
Gene: WDR49
Product: WD repeat domain 49
Exons: 17
Coding region: 6-2963 (985 amino acids)
Molecular function (GO): protein binding
Source: RefSeq, a predicted model, not a curated record
UGUGUAUGACCAGAGAAGAGUUCAUGGAGAGGAUGCCAGAAGUCCUUGGUCAUGGGACCAAGGAAGAGUAUGGGGAACUGUUUGAUAAAGUUGAUGUGGCCCAGGAUGACAGCAUCACCUGGGAUAAGCUGAUCUCCUUGAUACUGUUGAACCUCAAUGAGAAAGAUGAGCGGACGAAAUCUGCCAUGAUUCCCCAGUGGAAGGACCCUCAGCUGCUCCCAAUGAUACAUAAAGACGCCAUCCAGAAAGUCAUCUUCUUGAAAAGUUCAAGCCGUUACCUGACUGUAAGCAAGGAAGGUUUGCUUGGGGUUUGGGAAGAGAAUUUAAAACUUCAAGAAAAAGUUCCUAUAACUUCAGAUGCUAUCAAGCUAAAAAACCUGUGGGUGACAAGCCUAGUUCCUCUGGAAAAUGUAAACAAGAUAGCUGUGGCUUCCACAAGCAAAGAGAUUUGUUUCUAUGACCUGCUCUCUAAUAAAGAAUUCCCCUGUCAAUACAAGCUGCAAGGCCUUGGGAGCACGCCCAUGUGCAUGCACUAUUGGUAUAACCCGCAAGAUGCUAAUGAAUCAGUGCUCACCUUUGGGGACAUAGCUGGAAAGGUUCAAGCAAUCUCCUUCAAUACAGCCUUGAUCUCCUUGUUUGAAAGGCCAGCAACGAGUUCUUCUGAAGACGAGGAAACCACGGUGACCAUUAACUGGGAAGAAUUGGUAUCUGGCUAUCACAAAUGCUGUUCAAUAUUAGAGCACAGACUUCAUAAUCAAGACUGGGUCCGUCAAGUGAUUUAUGAUGCUUCUUUAGAUGCUAUAAUUUCCAGCACAACCAGCCAUGUGAACACAGUGGUACUGGCUUGGAGGGAAAAAUCCAAGCAGAAGUGGAUUAAGAAGACAUCCUUCAACAUUUCGCAGGGCAUCCACACUUUCGACUACCACUCUCGCCUCAAUUUAAUUGCCACAGCUGGACUCAAUCAUAGAGUUUGCCUUUGGAAUCCUUAUGUUGUCUCUAAACCCACUGGGGUACUGUGGGGUCAUUCAGCCAGUGUAAUAGCGGUGCAGUUCUUCACUGACCGAAAACAACUUUUCAGCUUCUCCAAAGAUAAAGUGUUGAGACUCUGGGACAUCCAGCAUCAGCUCUCCAUCCAAAGGAUGGCUUGUCCUUUUACAAAGAGUCAGGAGUUUAAAUGUCUCUUCCACUUUGAUGAAGCUCAUGGAAGGCUUUUUAUUGCCUUCAAUAACCAGCUAACAUUAUUGGCGAUGAAAAAUGAGACCAGCCAAAGGGUCACAAGUCAUGAGAAACCAGUCACUUGUGUGCUAUACAAUUCAGUCUUCAAGCAGGUCAUCAGUUCUGAUACAGAAUCUACUGUUUCUUUCUGGAUGAUAGAUACUGGGCAGAAAAUCAAACAGUUUACGGGUUGCCAUGGCAAUGCAGAAAUCAGCACCAUGGCCCUGGAUCCAAGUGAGAAGAGGCUUUUAACUGGGAGCCCAGAUGGUGCAAUAAAGAUUUGGGAUUUCAAUGGACAUUGUCAUCAUACCCUGAAUGUGGGUCAAGAUCGAGCUGUGGAUAUUUCUCAGAUCCUAGUCCUAAAGAAGACUGUACUAGUGGUAGGUUGGGAGAGGGCAAUUACUGUCUUCCGACUUCAUGACUUCACUCCCUUUUUGGUUCAGCCUGAAGAAUGGAAAGGAGGGGCACAGCAUCGUGAGGACAUCUUAUGUGCUGCAUUUUUACCUCCACAGACUCUAGUUACAGGGAGUUAUGAUGGGGAAAUUCUCAUAUGGAAUAACAGUACAGAAAAUGCUCACCAUAUCCUGCACCCAUAUUACCGACGACAUCUCCGUUCACAAUGGGACCCUGAAAAGCAACCUAGGGCUGAAAGGGGGCUCUCCCUUUCUCUCUCUGCAGGGGAGGCCGUUCUAGCAGUUAACUCCUCUGAGAUUGACACCACCGAGGGAAAUCAUGCUGUUAUGAGGCUUUCCUUCCUGGAAGCUAGAAAAAAUAUUACAAUGACAGGAGGAGCCAACUUGGUAUCUUGUGGAGGAUCUGGUUAUGUCAGGUUCUGGAAUAUAUUUAAGAAGCAGCUUGUGGCCCAGUUUGUGGCCCACAGUGGAGCUGGACCCAUUAUCAUGACCAUUGACAAGACAAAUCAGCACCUUGUCACAGGAGAUCCCAAUGGCUGCCUGAAAAUAUGGAACAUAGAAGAAUAUUGCCUCAAUUUCAAUGAGAGCCAAGUUUUGCAGCCUCCGCCUCUGAUAAGAUCAUUUCAACCUCAUGAGGACCAAAUCAGUUCUCUGGAGACUUGUGCACACGGCAGCCGAGUACUGAUCAUUGCCUCUUCUGCAGAUGGCAGCGUUUCUGUCAGUGAUGUCUGGGGCUCUCUGAUUGGAAUAUUUGGUCAGAUGGAACACUGGCGAAUUAAAAAUAACGUCCCCCUUCCUCAAAGAGAUGUAGAACUUCCAGCAGUUGAAGAUGUCCCAAGGGCAAUUGCUUUACUGCCUGAGGAAGGACCUUUUUUGGCCUCCACAGAACAAACUGGGUUUGAUAUGAAAGAUGAAGGCGAUGCAAGCAGCACGCUCAACCCAGAGGAAAAUAAUAAUUUUGGUACGAGCUCUAAGGAAAGCAUAACAUUAAAGAAAAAGACAUACAAAUUCUGCCACGGUGGACUGAUACCGAAGUCAUCAAGUGUAUUUAGGUCAUUGAAUAUUGGAACCCUGGAGGAGGUGGCAGAGGUGAACAAACCUGAUUUCCUUGUCAACCCAGAGAAAUACUUCAGGGAAAAGCCAGAGGAGGGAUGCCCUAAAAACCUAAAGAUCGCCUCACUUGCAGAAACACUGAGAGCAGCAUUUGAUGAGAAAAGCCUUCUCCCCAAAGAAAUUCUGGAUCGGGAACAAAAAGCCAAGCAAUUAUGCCAGGAAACAUGCAGUAGAGGAAAGAUGAAAAGAAAUCGAAAGCAAAUAUCAUUGAAAGAAAAAUAA